Messenger RNA from Spathaspora passalidarum NRRL Y-27907, 2334 nucleotides. It is a transcript of the gene VPS70, whose product is annotated as putative zinc metalloprotease. Gene Ontology annotation, molecular function: carboxypeptidase activity. Bases 1 to 2334 code for a protein of 777 amino acids. The record is from RefSeq and is a predicted model, not a curated record. Lineage: Eukaryota; Fungi; Ascomycota; Pichiomycetes; Serinales; Debaryomycetaceae. The transcript has a single exon.
AUGUUUGACGAGAAAUACGAAAGAAUUGAUCGAAGAAGUGGAACCAAUUUCCACUACUUCCUUCUCUUACCAUGCUUAGUCUUCUUUGGCUUCUAUAGUUUAUUCAACCAUAGUGUCUUUGAGUUUUCCUUUACUGAACAAGACAUUGAUCCCAAGAAAGUUGUCUUGGAUGCACUUGAAACUAAUUUAGCCUCCAACUGGUCUAGAAAAUACACCGCAGAACCUCAUUUAGCCGGAACCAACUACGGUCUCGUGAAAUGGACCGAAGAAAAAUUUGCUGAAUACGGGUUUGACACAACCAUUGACCCAUAUGAGAUUUAUGUCAGUUAUCCUAAUGAUCAUGAUUUAAAUUUAGUUAAUCUGAGUGGUGAUGUGAUUUACAAGGCACCUCUCAAGGAAGAUGAAUUAAAAAAGGAUCCAACUACUAAAGGUAAUGACACAAUCCCAACUUUUUUGGGUUACGCUGCAAAUGGUAACGUAACUGCCGAGUAUGUAUAUGCAAACUAUGGUACUAGAGAAGAUUUCGAUACUUUGAAGGAAAAUAAUGUUAAUGUAACUGGCAAAAUUGUCAUUGUCAGAUAUGGAAAGAUCUUUAGAGGAUUGAAGGUAAAGUUUGCCCAAGACAAUGGUGCAAUUGGGGUAUUACUUUAUUCUGAUCCAGGAGAUGAUCAUGGAAUUACUCCUGCCAAUGGUUACAAGCAAUAUCCUCAUGGCCCAGCUCGUCAAGAAAGUUCAGUUCAAAGAGGAAGUGUACAAUUCUUGGGUGGAAUUGGUUCGGCACCUGGUGAUCCAACCACUCCAGGAUAUCCUUCAAAGCCUGGUGCUGAACGUCAAGAUCCUCAUGCCAGUAUCGGUAAGAUCCCUGCUUUACCUAUUUCUUACCGUGAAGUUAAACCAAUCUUGGCUAAAUUGAACGGACAAGGGAAAAAGAUCAAAGGAUUUGAAGGUGAAUUGGAAGGGUUCAAGUACUAUACUGGUCCUAACAGCAACUAUACCUUGAAUUUGUAUAAUGACCAAAUCUAUAAUAUUACUACUAUGUGGAAUGUUUAUGGUGAAAUCAAGGGUGAAAAAACCGACGAGGUUAUUAUUAUUGGUAACCAUAGAGAUGCUUGGAUCAAGGGUGGUGCAGGUGACCCAAAUAGUGGAUCUGCUGUGCUUUUGGAAGUUGCUCGUGCGUUAGGGGAGUUGAAAAAGGCAGGUUACAAAUUCAAACGUACUAUUGUCUUGCAUAGUUACGAUGGUGAAGAAUAUGGACUUUUAGGAUCUACUGAGCAAGGUGAAUUCUUUGCUGAUAAAUAUCAACGUGAAGUUAUUGCUUAUUUGAACUUAGAUGUUGCUGUGAGCGGCAAACAUUUCAAGUUGGGCUCAUCUCCAGUAUUAAACAAAAUAUUGCUUGAAAUUGCUAAGGAGUUGGUUUACCCAGAGGAAGGAGUAGGAUCAUUAUAUGACCACUAUGUUAAAGCUAAAGGGGGUGAACACAUCCCAACUCUUGGAUCUGGUUCUGAUUACACUGUUUACUUAGAACAUUUGGGUAUUCCUUCCGUAGAUCUUGGUUUCCAAGAAGGAAAAGAAGACCCAGUAUACCAUUACCAUUCAAACUAUGAUUCAUAUUAUUGGAUUUCCGAGUUUGCCGACAAGGGAUUUGUAUAUCACAAUUUGGCUGCUAAAUACCUUGCUCUCUUAACUCUUGGAAUUAGUGAGCGAGAAUUAAUCAAUUUUGGUUUACAAGAUUAUUCCAAGGGAUUAUUACUGUACUUGAAUACCACCAUUUCAAGAGUUCCAAAAGAAUGGUUGUCCAAACCAAUCAAACUUCAAGAAUGUUAUGAUUGGAGCGACUCAGUUUAUAUCAGCAAGGUUACGAACGGUUACUAUGCACCUGACCGCCCUCAUGGUACACGUAGCAUGAUGAUGAAGUAUACGCUGAAUUUGAAGAACAAACACACUUUAGAAACUGUUAUUGAUCAUGCUUUUGAGAAUUUGCAUUCUUUGCAUAAUUCUACCUUGUCAUUUGAUGCACAAACUGCUUAUUUGCAAGAGAAGUUUGAAGAGCCAAAUCAGCCAUUCUGGCAGAAAAUCAGAUUGCACUACCAAAUUAAAUACCAUAACAAGUACCUUCAAUAUUUUGAACGUAAUUUCUUACACAGCAAGGGAUUACAUGAACGUCCAUGGUUCAAACAUAUUAUAUUUGCCAGUGGUAGAUACACUGGUUAUGCUGGUCAGAAUUUGCCUGGUUUGAAUGAAGCCAUUGAAGAUGAGGAUUUUGACAGAUUUGUGAGAUGGUUAAAAAUUGUUUCAAAGACUGCUAAGCGAGUUUCUAAACGUUUACAUAACUAA